Molecule: messenger RNA, 2513 nt
Organism: Rubroshorea leprosula
Lineage: Eukaryota; Viridiplantae; Streptophyta; Magnoliopsida; Malvales; Dipterocarpaceae
Source: the annotation of a GenBank genome assembly
GUUUCCUUUUCCAUUUUCAUUUCUGUGUUUGCUUGAACUUUCCAGAAUUCUCUCCAGCGAAACGCUCCAGCUUGAAGACUCAGUACGCCGAAUCAACUUCGCAAUACUUUCAGGUAAAAUGGUUUCAUUGAGAGAACUUACAGAGCAACGAGGUAACCAGGGCAGAGAAGGAGAAGAGGAAGGGAUUUUGUCAGUGGAGCCUAUCACGAUGAUAGUGCCGCCUGAGUUGCAGGAUUUGCCGGAAACGAUGGCGUCUGAGGGAAGCACCAGUUCGAGCACUGGGGAUGAUGGUGGCGACCUUACUAUUGCGUCUUCUAGCAGCUCGUCUAUUGAAGAGACACCCAGCCGUGAAGAAGGGAUGGGGGAUGUGGUGAGCAGUGUCUCAGAUCGGCUGGUGGUUGGGGAAUGGGAAGGCGUGACAAUCCCGGGCAGGUUAAGUAACCUACGAAAAGCACCGAAGGACCUGCCCGCUGGAUUCAGGUUCAAGGCUGCACUUCAUCAUGAAGUAGCAGACUGUGCGCCCUCCAUAAGUGGGUAUAAAAGACUCGAGGAGAUGGUGAGGGCGUACCACAUCCCCAAGACCAUAUUGCUGCGGACAGGCGGGCAGAACGAAAAGGCGUGCACAGUGUCGCAAACGGGCUGGAUACCAGUGUAUGCGGACCACUUUGAUGCCGACCUGCGGUUUCCCCUACCCGGCCUGAUAUUCGAUCUGCUCGCGGAUUACGAGCUGGCGUUGACGCAGCUAAUGCCCAACAGCAUAAGGUUCAUCAUAGGCUUUAUGCUGUUGUGCGCGAGAUUGGAGGUACCAGCUAAAGCGAUAAUGUUCAGGUCGCUAUUCCAAUGCCGGUUGUGUCCGAACUCACGAGGAGCGAAGUGGUACUACCUCUCUGGGAGGGAUAAGAGCCAGCUCUUCAAAAAUGUGAGGAACAAGGUAGCGAGGUGGAAGAGACAGUUUAUUUUUGUUCGCUACACACGAGCAGAAAGGAUAAGCAACGACCUCGCUGCUCGGCUGUCUGAGUGGCGCACCCCCAACGCUCAUAUCAACUAUCCUCAGCUACUGCCCUGGGAUGUCGAUCUGAAGAACCAGCUGCUUGAGUAUGCGCAGAGGGAGGGUCUAAUAGAUCUAGAAGCCCUGGUUACCUCGGAGCAUCUCGUCGUGUUCGGGUUUGUCGAUGUGACAAACCUGUUCAGCGAAGGUAUGUUUUUAUCAUAUAGCACUAGUUCUAGCCGGGCUGAGUCUUAUGCGUUUUUCUGUGUAGGAGACAUGAGCAGCAUCUUGGAAUGCCAACGACAGCGAGCCCAAGGCUCACGAGGUCGUGCGUCUGGCAGCGCACAACCCCGGCAGACAAGGUUUGACGAGCGGCCACCCCGGCGCCUCAAUCACGCGGCUCGUCACACCGGGGAUCCCGCUCGUCGUCAAGGCCGAGCCGAUCACAGGCUGAGGCUGCGGCGCCUGCUUGCCAUGGUGCAAGCCAUGCACGGCUUUGUGCCCCCCGCAGACAGUAAGCGGGCAAAAGCAUUUGUGCAGCAGCAUGGCGGGCAGGUCGCCAUGAUCAAGCUAAUGGAUGCAUUCAGCUACGCUGUAGCACUGUACGAGAGCGAGCAUGGGGCUCAUACAAAGAACAGCGAGCUCGGUUCCAAGUGUAAACAGCUGGCCGCGGAAAAGGCUAGCCUUGUGGACGAUGUGAAUCGUCUGCAAGGCGCCGAAAUGGCAAACCGAGCUGCGAUUGCAGAGAGCCGGGCGGACGAGCUCGCCCAUAGGAUCAACGAGCUCAAGGAGGAGCUAGAGCGAGUCCGUGCCCAAAAAGAAAGCGGGAUUCAAGCGUCAAAGGACGAGGUCGCUCGAGUUGAAGAGCGGGCUAAGAGGGCUGAGGGCGAGAGGGACCGUGCUCAAACCGAGCUGGGUUCCUUAAAGUUCCAGAUCACUGAGGCUGACAAGAACCUCAGUGCUACCGAGGAGGCGUUGAACGAUCUGAAGGCAUCUCAUGCGCGCUCUGUUGUGGCGGUGGCGUCUGCAAACGUAACCACGGAGAUCUACAACGAGAUUCGUGGGAAGGUGCUGCACCACCGCCCAGAUUUUCCAAUCCGCGAGCUAGUGUUCUUUGACGAGGAGGAGCUUGACGAACAUGGGCGUGCCCGUCUGGCCGCUAGCGUACUGGAGGACGGGGAGGAUCCAGUAGGGCUGCCCUCAUUCGACGCAUGGGUAGAGAGUGCUCCUGUAGCUGAGCAGGAACCCUCAAGCACUCCACCCAGCUCUCAGCCCGCCCGAGUACCAGUGAGCUCUCCUGUCAAUGCGCCAGCUCCCGAGCCCGCUGCUCGUUCGCCUGUAGCUCGCUCCCCUCUGCCCGCAGCUGACGCGUCCAUGCCCGUUGAUUUAACGGACGAUUAGUUUUAGGAGUUUUUGUUUCAUUCUUUUGUAUUUUUGUUUUGGCAUUUUUGUAUUUGAUCAAUAGAUCCAUAUCAUUUGUACUUCUAAUGUAACAUCGUUGAUGAAAUACAAAAAUGAAUUUUCC